Metarhizium acridum CQMa 102 is the source of this 1050-nucleotide messenger RNA. The record is from RefSeq and is a predicted model, not a curated record. NCBI's taxonomy places the organism in Eukaryota, Fungi, Ascomycota, Sordariomycetes, Hypocreales, Clavicipitaceae.
AUGGAGUCGAGCCGAAGCGCCCCAAAAAUUGCAAUACACGGCCACAUAGCAAGACCUGGGGGGAAGUGCUCUGCGGUGGUGUACGAUACAGCCAACCACGAUUGGCAUGGAGUAGAAGUCGAAGUAACCUGUCGCGGGGCUGAAGAAAAGACGACGGAUAUAACGUGGCUAUCAUGCAUAAUUGAAGAACAUCUCAGACGUAGUUACGUUGACAUUAGGGAAGAUCCGGACCAUGAAUGGAGUGCGGAUGAGACAGACUGCCAGAACAACUCGUACACUAUUCGAAUAUGGCCGCGCAGUAGGGUGCUGUUUUACGGUCACAGAACCGACAUAUUCCAGCCCACAGCGUUGGACAUAAAAAGCACGCACCCAUUGGGUCACAGAGUUUACCGAUGCUCUUGGAAAGGUCAGGAAUGCGUGCUGAAGUACAUUGAAACCGAUACCGAUGCGGGUGCGAUUGAGCUCGAAAUCGAAAAACGAAAAGAUCUUAUAAACAAGGCACAGAUACCAGUGAACCAAGUCAAUUCGGAAAUGUCCAGACGCUUCUGUCUCGUUCCCAUUCUCGCCGUUGUUGUGGCCGAUUGGCAACCCAGAAAACCCAACACAGUUGUGGGCAUCCUCAUGCCUUAUGCCGGCGAGGAUUUGGGUAUCUUGGCAAAGAAUAGUGGAGGCAACCUACCCAUUACACUUCAACAACUUCAAGACCUAGUCCGAGGCGUUCGAGAGCUUCGGAAGUACGACCUUUUCCAGGGUGACAUAAGGCCGUGGAACACGCUCCUUCAGCCUUCAACAACGGCUUCCAAGCCGCGUCUAAUGCUCAUCGACAUCGACAUGGAGCUCCCAGGAUAUCCUGGAGAUGCAAAGGCAUUAGGGAAACUACUGCGGUGGUGUCUCGAAAACUCGAUGGCAUUGAGUGAAGAUAAACAAGCUAAAGUAAAGCUUAUUAAUGCCGUGAAAGCGCUCUUAAGUGAAAAUUUCGACAUGGCCAUUGACUGCCUAUCUGCGACAGAGCAGUCUAUGCGACGAGGCCCCCCCUUCUACUGUAUCUAG